Molecule: messenger RNA, 2439 nt
Organism: Chara braunii
Lineage: Eukaryota; Viridiplantae; Streptophyta; Charophyceae; Charales; Characeae
Source: the annotation of a GenBank genome assembly
ACUAACCAACGCGCCAGCUAUAUUUCAGUGAUGUAUGAAUGAUCUGUUUAGGCCUUGGUUAGAUAGGUUUGUCGUAGUAUACUUAAACGACAUCCUCGUGUUCAGUAGGACCCUCCAAGAGCACCAGGGUCAUUUAAGGCAGUUCUUGGAGAAGCUCGGAGAGGCUAACUUCAAGAUCAACGUGAAGAAGUGUGAGUGGGCCAAGACACAGGUCUUGUACUUGGGCCACAUAUUAGACGGAGAUGGCAUUAAGCCAGAGGACAGCAAGAUAGCGGCGAUUAGAGACUGGCCGACGCCCCGCACGUUGACAGAGUUGCGGUCGUUCUUAGGCCUAGCUAACUACUAUAGGAAGUUCGUGAGGAACUUCUCGACUAUCGCCGCACCCCUCCGCAGGUUGCUCAAGAAAGAGGCAAUUUGGCAGUGGGAUAAGGACUGUACGUCUGCGCUAAAGAAGUUGAAGUGCGCGUUGAUAGAAUACCCUGUCCUCAAAGUAGCAGAUCCGUCUUUGCCAUUUGUCGUCACCAUGGACGUGAGUCAGUAUGGGAUAGGCGUCGUGUUACAGCAGGAUGACGACAAUGGCUACAGACCCGUAGAGUUCAUGUCAGCGAGGAUGCCCUCAAAGAAGGUUGCUACCUCGACGUAUGAAAGGAAACUCUACGCUCUCAGCGAAAGUGCUGAUGUCGCCGAGCAUUGCCACUACAUGGUUAACGCGGUCCUCCAGUUGGCAGCUAGAGGGCGCACUGCUGGAAGCCCCAGCAGCUGGUCCUGGUACAGCCUGUUCCAGGUCCAGCAAUCAGGCAUUGAGUGCCCGAGUUGCAUCCUCGUGGCUCUGCACCAUGCGGCGGAGCUGUGCCAACUCUUGAUGCUGUUACGUCAGGAAGAGAAGGAUGUUGUAGUCAGGGAGUUUGAGGCAAUGACCAAUCCCCUGGACCGCCAGGCGCUAGAGAAUGAAAAAAAGUUAGAGUGGAAACUGCGUCUGGCAAGGGAGAAGAAAAGAAGGAGGGAGGAGGCCAGUCGGAUGGCAAAGGAGAUGGAGAAGGUGCAUUCCUGUAGGAGGGAAGUAGAAGCCCAUCAGGAUAUCCGGGCUAAGAUGGAUAAGAUUUUGAGCAGCAUAGAGAUCUUGGGUCAGGCCUGGACCGAGCAGCAAUUAACCAGCGAGGGCCAACAUAUGGCCCUGCACUCCAUUCGACUGGGUUUUCGAGACUUUGCGCUCGAUAUUGUGACUCAUAUGGGGUCACAGUUUCAAAGACUGAAAGAGGGUGCAGAAAAAUACUGCACCGACGCCUUGGAAGGCGCUAAAGCUAUAGCCGCCGCUGAGACUGAGGCUAGACCCCGCAAGGAACCGGUAAAGCUCAAGUUCCCAGUCGCGUAUGGCGGAAAGCCCGAAGAAAAUUUCGAUAAUUGGGAGGUUAGCGUGAACAGUUAUGUCUACCUACAACACAUUGUGCAGGAUGAACAAGUCCUAGUAGCCUUCCAUGCCCUGAAGGAUGAAGCGGCUAGCUUCGCCAGAUCCCUCGCGCGUGAGGCCAGUUGUGAGAACAACAUGGUCGCAUACUCCAAAGUCACCACCAUCCCUCAGUUCCUCAAGCUCCUCAGGGAGCGAUUCACUGAUCUCAGAAGGGGCGUUAAGGCCUCUGAUAAACUCCAAACUAUCCACUCACGACAGUGGAGGAAUGCGCGAGCACUCAAAGCGGUUAUGGACGAGCUGAUAGUCGUCCCGGACCAUGGGGUCACUGAGGCUCAACUGGUCCAACUUUUCAAUCGUGCCAUGCCAGAGCCCUUACGAGGGCAUUUCUUUGACGAAAGCCAACAGCCCACCAUGACGUAUGACGCAUUGAGUAGAGAGGUGGUGUUUUGUGAGGGAGGGAACACAGACUUUGGGGAAGGGUAUGAAAACAGGAUGGACAUCCCUCAUAACUUAAAUCCGAAAAAUUUUACGGGUGAGUUCAGCCCCGUACGGGGAGAAAAGGAUGAGGACAAGGAGGAAGAAGUGCAGGAGGUCAUUGAGAUUAACAGUGGUGAUGAAACGAAUGAAAUCUCGAGGCCUAGAGAAGAAGGGCGACCCACCGCAAGCAGGUUACAAGAGGGACCCUUCAGAUGGGAACAUGAGUUUGGACCUACGCCCAGUCAUUGGUUUGAGCAAUGGAUUAGCGUGAUCAAGCGCGACUGGAUUAUCAAGGUCAGGGAACUGAUGGAGGCCGGAGUGGCAGCCACGCCUUUGGACUUUUACAAUGAAAGGGAGCUGCGGGAAAUUGCGAAGAGAAAGAGGGAAAUCCCGACCUCCGACCUGGGAGUCAAAGCGUCAGCGGGAAGACAGGAUGAGCAAGGGGCCAAGCGAGAUAGGAUAGAUGACAACGAGAGGGACUAGACGUUAUGAGCAUUGAACAAAAAUUGUGUUUUUCUUUUGCAAUAUUGAAGUGAUAAAAAAGUUUGGAUAGU